AAAAACAAACCUAAGAACCGUACCCGAACAAUUGCGAGCAAUUUCACCACUCUGUCUGUGCUAUUCUCCUCCACUCGUCCGCCGUAUUCGUCGUCUCUGCCACCUUGAUUAUCAGGUGGUACGAAGCCAUGACAGUUUCAGACGCUUAUCGUCCUCCUCUGUUCAGUAUUGCCCCGAUGAUGGGAUGGACUGACAAUCACUACAGAACUUUGGCACGUCUUAUAUCAAAACACGCAUGGCUCUACACGGAAAUGUUAGCAGCUGAAACCAUUGUUUAUCAAGAAGAGAACCUGGACAGCUUUUUGGCGUUUUCCCCUGACCAGCAUCCCAUCGUUCUUCAAAUUGGUGGGAGAAACUUGGACAAUUUGGCCAAAGCAACCAAGCUUGCUAAUGCAUAUGGCUAUGAUGAAAUUAAUUUCAACUGUGGAUGUCCAAGCCCAAAAGUAAGUGGACGAGGAUGUUUUGGUGCAGUUCAUAUGCUUAACCCAAAGUUUGUUGGUGAAGCCAUGACUGUCAUUGCUGCCAAUACCAAUGCAUCUGUCACCGUUAAAUGUCGAAUAGGUGUUGAUGAUCACGAUUCAUAUAAUGAGCUUUGCGAUUUCGUUCACAUAGUUUCUUCACUAUCUCCUACUAAACAUUUCAUCGUACAUUCACGAAAGGCGUUAUUAUCUGGACUUAGCCCAGCAGAUAAUCGUCGAAUCCCACCCUUAAAAUACGAGUAUUUCUUUGCCCUAUUGCGCGAUUUUCCAGACUUGAAGUUCACAAUAAAUGGAGGCAUAAACUCUGUGGUUGAGGCAGAUGCAGCAUUGAGGUCUGGAGCUCAUGGCGUUAUGCUUGGGCGUGCCGCAUUCUACAAUCCCUGGCACAUUUUGGGACAUGUCGAUACUUUAAUAUAUGGAUCUCCAAGCAGUGGGAUUACAAGGCGACAGGUUCUUGAAAAGUAUCAAGUCUAUGGGGAGUCAGUCCUCGGGAAAUAUGGAAAACGCGGACCAAAUCUUCGUGAUAUAGUGAGGCCAUUGAUCAAUCUGUUCCAUUCAGAGAUUGGAAAUGGCCAGUGGAAACGUAGAACCGAUGCUGCUCUAUUGCAUUGCACCACAAUGAAAUCAUUCUUGGACGAAGUGUUGCCGGCAAUACCCGACUUUGUCCUGGAUUCGUCGGUUGUCAAAGAGGUGACUGGGCGUGAAGAUCUCUUUGCAGACGUACGGCGUUUGAUGCCUCCACCUUACCAAAAAGAAUCACCCAAAGAGCUGGCAGAACCUGUGAUUCUUGAUGAGGAAUGACAAAUCUUUUUAUAUAUAUAUAUAUAUAUUUGUACUCAAAAAUGGACCUUAUAUAUGAUGUUCAUUAAAUCAUGAGAAAGCUGCUCAAUGUAUAAGCCAUACCUUUCAUUACAAAUACUCUAUCUACCUAUGUUUUCAACUUAUGAAUCAGUUACAAUACAAUGAUAGGCACUCAUCAUUUGAUAAUUUUUUCUGGUA
Messenger RNA from Brassica napus (rape), 1478 nucleotides. RefSeq names its product tRNA-dihydrouridine(20/20a) synthase-like. Bases 129 to 1280 code for a protein of 383 amino acids. NCBI's taxonomy places the organism in Eukaryota, Viridiplantae, Streptophyta, Magnoliopsida, Brassicales, Brassicaceae. Gene Ontology annotation, molecular function: flavin adenine dinucleotide binding; tRNA dihydrouridine synthase activity. The transcript is spliced from 12 exons. Gene Ontology annotation, biological process: tRNA dihydrouridine synthesis. The record is from RefSeq and is a predicted model, not a curated record.